ACAGUUUGAUGACAGAAUGACAGAUUAACAGCAUACCAACUGGAAAUCAACACAAAGAUUUAUUAUAAAAAUAAGUUUAAUAAUAACAAUUUAUACAUGUAACUCCUUUUAAUUAAAUUGACUUUCGUGGUACUCGAAUAAAAUUUGCAGUAUUUUUCCUAGCUAUCAUAACUUUUUACAACUUGUGGUAUUUUAAUUACACGUCUAGUCUAGUAUUCUUUAUAUGGAAUGUUUUAAACAAGAAUGGACACCUUACGAAGAUCAUGGAAACUCCAGGAGUUUGUCGCUCACAAGGCAAAUGUCAACUGUUUGGCAAUGGGACACAAAUCAAAUCAGGUUUUAGCUACUGGUGGAGAUGACAAAAAAGUGAAUCUUUGGGCUAUUGGAAGACAAAGCUGUUUGAUGAGUUUAAGUGGUCACACAACACCAGUGGAAUGUGUUUGCUUUGGUCAUUCAGAAGAUUUAGUCUGUGCUGGGUCACAAACAGGAGCCUUGAAAAUAUGGGAUCUAGAAGCGGCAAAACUUAUAAGAACUUUCACCGGUCAUAAGGGAGCUAUUAAAUGUAUGGAUUUUCAUCCAUAUGGAGAUUACUUGACUACAGGCUCCUGUGAUAGUAAUAUAAAAUUAUGGGAUACAAGGAAGAGAGGAUGUAUAGUAACAUAUUCUAGCCACCGACUUGCAGUGAAUAGUCUACAAUUCAGCCCUGAUGGCCAGUGGAUUGCAUCUGCUUGUGAAGAUGGUCUUGUGAAAGUAUGGGAUGUUCGUGUGGGCAAAGUUCUGCAAGAAUUUGUUGAGCACACUUCCCCUGUAACAUGUGUCAAGUUCCACCCACAUGAGUUCCUAUUGGCCAGUUGUGGCAGUGAUAAGACUGUUAACUUUUGGGAUAUGGAGAAAUUUCAAUUGGUGUCUAAAUUUGAAAAAGACAAUACAUCAAUUAGACAUAUGACAUUUAGUGAUGAUGGUGCAACCUUAUUGGGUUGUGGCAAUGAUGGCUUGCAUGUGAUUGGCUGGGAGCCUGCUCGGGUAUUGGAUACAGUGUCUGGUCAUUGGGGACAAAUACAUGAUAUGACAGUUGCUCAAACACAACUUAUAGCAGGAUCUUUCCAUGCAACAUAUGUGGUUCUAUCAGUUGUUGAUCUGAACAAAGUGCAUCCAUUUGGAGGGCCGGCCCCCACUGUCCCCACUGUGGUCAGAGAUUUAUCACCAUUUCAAAAAGGACAUUCUGUCCGUAAAAGUUUUUCCAAAGAAAAACCACCUAAAGAAGUAAUGCACAGACCAACGCUUCUCGAUGAAAAAACAGCUGAAGAAUCAGCAUCAGGCACAGAAGCGGACGAGGACUCAGGUGCCGUUAUAUCAAAUAUUAAUGAUUACACUGAAAUAUUCCGACCCUCCAGGGCAUUGACACGAACACCGCCACCUGCGACCAGCUUAUCAUCUGAUGAUUAUCCAGAACCAAUGCCGGAAUCAUCUCGCAAAUUGGAGUCUGCAAUGAGCACGUCCUUGCGCGACCUGAUGCUGGAUGAGCCUGCGCCAACACACGCCCUUCACGCCACUCACGCCCCGGGCGUCCCGCACGGCCCUCACGCCCCUCACGCCCCGCCUGCACGCCCUCCACCGCAACCCUCGCCCCCGCAGCGCCAGCGCGCAGAGUACUCCCGCAUACCCACACCCAAGGAUCACUACGCAGCACUCGAAAAGAAAACUGAAGUGUUUAACACAGGGCCAAUGGAUAACAGUAAAGAUGACAACUUUUGUAUGAGUAGGAAAACAUCCACGGCCAAUGAAUUUGUUGCCCAUUCCCUAACAGCGUGUUCACUAAACCGACAUAACUCAUACAAAGAAACCAAAACAACUACUGAGAUGUGUGGCAACACUCUCCGGCAGAGCACUAGCGAGGUGUCUCUGGGGCCUCCGUCUCUAGGACCCAGGUCCUUAUCCUUCACCAGAUCUCCUAACUCUAAUACACGACGAAGGGUGGACAGUGUAAGUCGCGACCCCGUGCCGGCGCCUCGCAACGAAGACCCCGAGCGGGAGCCGGAGCCCGAGUUCAUACCGUACGCCACUGACAGACCCGUGGGUUUGGAUCUCGAUGAAUUUCUACCACGCGGGCUGGCGGCGUGCCUGGGGCGCGGCGGGGCGCGCGGCGGCGGCGCGCAGCCCAGCGAGCAGGAGGUGCUGGGCGUCAUGAUGCGCGGACACGACUCCAUGAUGGCCGUGCUCGUCGCCCGCCAGCGCGCGCACCAGAUAUUCCACUCUGUUAGAGUAAAUAAGAGUCUGAAAUCAGCUUUAGAAUCGGUGAUAGCGCUAGAGGACACGUCAGUCAUUCUGGAUAUACUGAACGUGAUGGCACACAAACCAUCUCUAUGGAAUUUGGACAUAUGUUUGCUGAUGUUGCCCAAAAUUUAUGACUUGCUGCAAAGUAAAUAUGAAUCAUACAUGCAAUGCGGCUGCAACGCGCUGCGGCUGAUAGUGCGCAACUUCUCGUCGGUGGUGCGCGCCAACGUGGGCGCGCCGGUGCGCACGCUCGGCGUCGACAUCCCGCGCGAGGAGCGCUACGCCAAGUGCGCGCAGAUACACCGGCUGCUGCUCGACGUGCGCGCCUUCCUGCUCAAGCGCCAGACGCUGCAGGGCCGCCUCGGCGCCGCCUUCCGCGACCUCCACACCCUCAUGCAGCAGGGCCUCGACUGACUGCACUAUAUCUCUCCCUCACCUUCACUCUCGCACUCUUUACUUAUACUUUAAUCCGUCACACGCAACGAACAAUCGAAUGUGUCAUAGACACUCGUAUAGUAGUAGCUAUUCGGUAAUGUUACUUAGUACAUCGUACGUGUACUAGCCAAAACUAGUGCGGUUCACACCCCGCUACUACAAUUGGUCAGUAGCUCGAAAUAGACUGGCAAUCAACUGGCAACUGGAUUGACUUGAGUAAAUUUUUGUUCAGACUCGUUUAGUUACUAAGCACUCAACUAAAAUAAUAGUGAAAACUAGACUUAAUUAAAAUUAUUCCAAACCAAACCUCACCACCAGUAUCACAAUAUAUAAAUAUGCGAUUCCAGUAUAGCAAAGCGUGUCGUCACUAAAGACGCCAUCACAUGUCGUGUUUUCGCGGGCGAGAGAUGAUGGUUUUUUACUCUAUGUUAUCAAUUUCUAAUAGUAUGAUGAUGGCCGUAUAUGGCAAGUAACAAUUUUAACGAAACUAAGGUCCUUUUAAAUAGGAUAUACUAAUUUGUUUAACGAUUCCUAAUAAGUUAAUUUAUUUUUAAAAUUUAAUUCGAUCAUAAUCAUUCAUUUAUAGUGUGACUUAAAAGGAGUAAGUUUGGAUUACGGAUUUAUAUUUAGCGCGAUUAUAGCACACUUAUAUCCACGAAUACGGUCGAAUAAAUGUUCCUUUUUGACCGACUUCCCAAAAGAAGAAGGUACUCAAUUCGUGUUGUUUCAAAAUGUCACCUAUAUGAUUGAAAUUUUUCUCCCCUACCAACACUGCCAUCCACUUUUGAUAUAAGGAUUUAUCUGUUUAUUUUUAUGUAUGUGAAAUAAAUUAGAAAAAUUGUUACAAAUGGCACAAUAACAUUUUUUUUAUAUUAAUCUUUAACAUUUUCUAAUGUGUGUUUAAUUUUGUUUGCACUAAACAUUGUAUGGAUCAUGUCUAUUCGAUGCAUAUCUUACUCCAUCCUUCACUUUAUAUGUAAAUAAUUAAAUUAAUUCUUCCAUUUAUUUCUUAAGUAUUCAAUAAAUAUAGCAUAACUAAAACCCUCAAAUGGUAUUAAAAAUUGAAAAAUGGUAUCUCAAUAACAAGACCACAUUUUGGGUCCAAAAUUAAUUUAUUUUCUAAGUUUGAAUAAAUAUUGUGUUGUUGGUAUACUUUUGUGGUUUAGUAUUGAAUAGUAAUAUGUUGUUUUUGAUACAAAAGUUUCAAUAAAGUACUUUUAUCUUUGUU
Molecule: messenger RNA, 3937 nt
Organism: Papilio polytes (common Mormon)
Lineage: Eukaryota; Metazoa; Arthropoda; Insecta; Lepidoptera; Papilionidae
Product: katanin p80 WD40 repeat-containing subunit B1
Exons: 16
Coding region: 244-2688 (814 amino acids)
Biological process (GO): microtubule depolymerization; microtubule severing
Cellular component (GO): katanin complex
Molecular function (GO): microtubule binding
Source: RefSeq, a predicted model, not a curated record